AUGUCAGUCCCUGGCGAUCAACCAUCGAAUGUCCAAAAAAUCAUAGAAAUAGGGAUUGGACUGGGUCUUGAUCCAAGUACUGUGACCAAGGAGGAACUCAAAAAUUCUAUAAUUGAUGUUGUCGAAAACAACAAAUACAGCACACGAAUCCGGGAAAUUCGUCACCUGUUGUACGACAAGCCAUUGACUGGGCUGGAAAAGGCUGUCUGGUGGUCUGAGUACGUUCUCAGACAUGAAGGGGCCACACAUCUGCGAAGUCCGGCUGCUGAUUUUUCCUGUAACAAGAAAAUGCACUCUAUACCUGUGGUACUCCUUUUACUUUCUACACGUAUUUUGUGCAGCAAUAUAUUAGGAGUGUUCAUUUUUCCCUCAAUCAGCCACCAAAUCGUUUUCCAACCAAUAUGGAAAGAACUAUCCUUGAGAGGUCACAACGUCACUGUAGUAACCCCAGAUCCCCUAAACGAUCCCUCUUUAAUUAAUCUAACAGAAAUCAGUAUUCGUUUCACCUACGACCUCUUAAAACGAAUCGCAAUCCAAGAUCUUAUAUCAAAAGACUCCAACGUUUUUCUAAGUUUGUAUGUUUCGUCAACUUUCAUAGACCGUCUCCAAGAAGCCGAACUCAACAAUAUUGGGUUCAAACAAUUAAUAAAUGAUCAGUCCAAACAUUUUGACUUGAUUUUAAUAGAAUCUUUCCAUCCAAUUAUGUACGCUUUAGCUGCAAGAUUCAACGCACCUGUCAUUGGAGUGUCCGCACUGGGAUUAAUGGAGGUCAACUAUAACAUUAUUGGUAACCCCAUACACCCAGUACUGUACCCGGACGUUCUAUGGGGGUUCUAUAACACCGAGUUAUCAAUGUGGAACAAAGUUAAAAGUGUUUUGUGGAGUUUGUGGUCACGGUACCACGAGGAAAUUGUGGUGCCAAGAGCGCAUAAACUUGCAAAGAAGUAUUUUGGGGAAGAUUUGUCGUAUUUAGGGGACCUUCGAAAAGGUCAAAGCAUGGUUUUUCUUAAUGUAAAUCCUCUGCUGUACCCGUUGAGACCUAAUGUACCCGCUCUAGUCGAAAUGGGGCAGAUGCACAUUAAACCGGUGGAACCACUUCCUGAAGAUUUGCAACAAAUACUAGACAAUGCUACCGAAGGUGUGAUCUACUUUAGUUUAGGGUCGAACGUUAAAAGCGUAAAUUUAGAUGAAACACUGAGGAACAUCAUAGUAGAAGCUUUAUCUGAACUACCGUACAAAGUUUUGUGGAAAUGGGAGUCCGAUUAUUUGCCUGGAAGACCAAAGAAUGUGGUCACAAGAAAGUGGUUUCCGCAACAAGAUCUCCUUGCACAUCGAAAUAUUCGUGCCUUUUUUACACAAGGGGGUCUUCAAUCUAUUGAAGAAGCAGUCUCCAGAGGGGUACCACUCAUUGGGAUGCCUUUCAUGGGUGAUCAGCCGCCAAAUGUGCAAAAAAUCGUGGAUGCAGGGAUCGGACUAGGUGUUGAUCCAGUUAGGGUGACCAAGGACGAACUAAAGCAAUGUAUAAUUGAGGUUGCCGAAAACAACAAGUACCAUCGAAGAGUUCACGAAAUUCGUGACAUUUUGUUCGACAAGCCAAUGACUGGGCUGGAAAAGGUUGUCUGGUGGGCUGAGUACGUUCUUAGACAUAAGGGGGCAAAACACUUGAGGAGUCCAGCAGCUGAUUUUUCUUCGUUUGACUAUUUAUUAGUGGAAGUUGUCUUAGUUGCAGUUGUAAUGAGUGGUACUAUUAUUUACCUCUGGUACAAAGUAAUCCAACUGUUAAUUAUUUAUUGGUAUAAAUAA
Zophobas morio is the source of this 1803-nucleotide messenger RNA. RefSeq names its product UDP-glucosyltransferase 2-like. The transcript is spliced from 5 exons. The record is from RefSeq and is a predicted model, not a curated record. NCBI's taxonomy places the organism in Eukaryota, Metazoa, Arthropoda, Insecta, Coleoptera, Tenebrionidae. Gene Ontology annotation, molecular function: UDP-glycosyltransferase activity. Bases 1 to 1803 code for a protein of 600 amino acids.